AUGAAAACCUGGAAUCUGUUUCUUCUCCUGAUUCCCAUUCGUCUCUCUCUCAACUCUCUCUCAACUCUCUUAUUCCCAUUCGUCUCUCUCUCUCUCUCUCUCUCUCUCUCUCUCAACUCUCAAAAUCGGGUUCUCUCUCACAGACCCGAAUCGAACUCAUCUCUUCCUCUCUCUCUCGAUCUCAAUGAAGUGGAUAAGUACUUGACGGAUCCUUUUGAGAGCCCCUUGAGUAAACAAUUCAAUCUCUUGAAUUGGUGGAAAGGGAACCAAACAAGAUAUCCUAUUCUUUCACAAGUUGCCAAGGAUAUCUUUGCAAUUCCAAGUUCUACGGUUGCUAGUGAAAAUGCUUUUAGCCUAGGCAAGAGGAUUGUGGAUCCUUUUAGAAGCUCUUUGCAUCCUAAAAUGGUAGAGGCAUUAGUGUGUACUAGUGAUUGGCUUAGAGCGGACGAAUUUUCCUUUUACAAAGAACCAACGGAUGAUGAGGUUGAAUUCUACAAGGAAAUGGAAGAUAUGACAACUUAUAGCAUUGGUGCUCAAACAACACAAAGGGGUUCUUCAAAUCCACUCACCACCAACACUUGAGUUUGUAACAUUGGUGUAUUGCAUUUUUCCUUUUAGUUUGUAACUUUAAUUAACUUUGAAUUG
This is a messenger RNA of Prunus dulcis (almond), 645 nucleotides long. RefSeq lists its product as uncharacterized. Gene Ontology annotation, molecular function: protein dimerization activity. The transcript has 2 exons. Bases 1 to 582 code for a protein of 193 amino acids. The record is from RefSeq and is a predicted model, not a curated record. NCBI's taxonomy places the organism in Eukaryota, Viridiplantae, Streptophyta, Magnoliopsida, Rosales, Rosaceae.